This is a messenger RNA of Eimeria mitis, 1536 nucleotides long. Its product is annotated as glyoxalase, putative. The transcript is spliced from 3 exons. Lineage: Eukaryota; Apicomplexa; Conoidasida; Eucoccidiorida; Eimeriidae. The record is from RefSeq and is a predicted model, not a curated record. The coding region runs from base 1 to 1536 and encodes 511 amino acids.
AUGCAGCAGCACCACAACCAGAACCCGAAACUACAGCAGCAGCAGCAGCAGCAGCAUCUCCUGAGAUAUCACCAGCUGCUGCAGCAUCCUCAGCAGCAGCGCCAGCAGCAGCAGCAGCAGCAGCAGCCGAACCAGCAGCAGCAGCACCAGCAGCACCAGCAGCAGCAGCAGCAGCAGCAGGGUCUGGGGGCCCCCCAGGGGGCCCCCCAAGAGGUCGCCAAAGAUGGCCUUCGGGAGGGGGCCCCCCAAGGGGCCCCUCAAGGGGGGGCCCCCGAGGGGGCCCCCCAAGGAGGGGGCCCCCAAGAAGGGGUACAGGUGGCGCCUAGUGGGGCCCCUUGGGGGGCCCCCUCUGGGGCCCCCUGGGAUUUUAAGUUGGAGUUGAUAUAUAGCCGUGAGUGGGCGGAGGAGCAGAGAAAGAAAGAAGAAGCAGGGAGAGCAGCAAUAAAGAAAGAAGAGGAGAGUCUGAUGGCUGCUGUUGCUGCGUUUCGGCAGCAGGAGGAGCUGCUGCUGCAGCAGCAAAGUCACAGCAGCAGCAGCAGCAGCAGCAGCAGCAGCAGCAGCAGGAGCAGCAGCAGCAAGCUGCUGCCGAGUCUAUCACGCAUGCGCAGCUACGAAAAAAAAAGAGGGAGAUAUGAUAGAGGUCACCACGGGUUCUUUGGGUUUACCUUUUUGCUGCCGUCGCUGCAGCAGCUGCAGCAGCAGCAGCAGCAGCAGCUGCUGCAGCAGCUGGGGGCAAGGAUGCUGCACUUCCCUGCGAAAAGGAAACAAGUCCCCUCCAUGAUACCUGAUCAAGAUGCUCGCCAGGAGUUGUGGGGUCGGAGUUGUUUUAUAUUGGAUCCCGAUGGUAACGGUGUAGAGGUGCAGCAGCUAGACAGCAGCAGCAGCUGCAGCAGCAUCGGCAUAGAUGCAGCAGCAAGAAAAAAAGAAGCAGCAAUCAAUACAUGGCAAACAUAUAUGAUAGAACAAGAAGAAGAUAUAAAAAGACAGCAGCAUAAACAACAUAUGCUGCAACGCAUGCAUGAUAUAGAUCAAGCCAUCAAACACCACCAGCAGCAGCAGCAGCAGCAGCAGCAGCAGCAGCAGAAGGAGGAGAAGGAGCAGCAGCAACAGAAGGAGGAGCAGCAGCAGCAGGAGCAGCAGCAGCAGCAGAAGGAGGAGAAGGAGCAGCAGCAGAAGGAGGAGAAGGAGCAGCAGCAACAGCAGCAGAAAGAGGAGAAGGAGCAGCAGCAGAAACAGAAACAGAAGGAGAAACAGCAACCGCAGCAGCACCCGGAACAGCAGCAACAGCAGCAGCAGCAGCAACAGCAGCAGCAGCAGCAGCAGGAGCAGCAGCAGCAGCAGGAGCAGGAGUUGGCCAGUCUGCUGCAGCAGAAGAAGGAGCUGCAGCAGCAGCUGGAUGCCUUCAACGAGCAGCAGCGGGUAAUAGAUGCAAUCGAGCAGCAGCAGCAGCAGCAGCAGCAAGAAAGAGAAGCAGCUGCUGCUGGUGCUGCGCUGCGGCACAAGGGGCCCCUCUCCCCUAGACUACAAAAGGUAUAG